AAUCAAGUACGUAUUUUGCGAAUGAUACAGGUCUCAUGUGAGAUUGAGCGUGAUCUUAGUACGGAUUACACCCUUUUUUCUGCUAUUUGGUUCUGCAAUAAUGGCGAAAAUGUCUUAAAAUAAGAUGGUUGUCAGCUUGCUAGAUUUGUUAGUCAUUUGAACUUCUAAAGCUGUCAAUUUUCAUAUGUUUGUCAAUAUUCUACUUAAGAUGCACUCUGAUACAUUUUUGGUUGUGAUAUCCGCGAACCCAAAGUAUGACCAUCUUCUUUAAAUCCUUAUUGGGUCACUUUUUUUUUUUUUUUUUUGUUCUUUAUGUGACUUUCAAUGGUGUGAAUGUCCCUCUUUUGGCUUAUUUCUGUCCUCAAGGUAAUUGGCCACCAAUUUUUGUUGAAGGAGGUUGAAUAUUCAUAUACAGGUCACAAUGGUAAACAAUCUGGCCAAGCUUCUUGGAGAAAAGUGGAAUAUAUGCAAUGGAUGAUUUUCACCAUGCUAACAGAAGAGGCUGCUCAAAAACUUGUGGAGAAAGUGAGUGUUUCCGAACUCCGUCAACCAAGGUCGUGGCAUUUGCUAUUGUUUGUUAGACUGUUGACAGUGAAGGAUAAAAGAGGAUUCCUGCUGCAUAAUGUUUUGCAGUCCAGGUGGAAGUUUCUUUACUAUGUCUUCUUGAAUGACUGGUUGGAUAAGUGGAAAAUGUUUUUCAAAUUACAGACUUGCUACCAAAGGAGCAACCUCUCUGCCCCUUCAGGGUGAGAUACAAAAAAGACAGGAAACAGGGAAAACUUUGAAAGCAAAGCAAGCCCUUUAUUUUAUGUUCGUUAUGCGGAUUCAGGCAGGACUGAUUAGAUGGUGGAAAACUGGUUUAAGAGAAUUACUAUUCUUUUGUUUUUCAUAUUAUUCCGAAAUGAAGAAUAGUAAAUGAUGAAGAGACUUGAGGACUUUUGUGUUGCAAUUCCCUACAAAUUGACAAAGAUGAAAUGAGGAUGAAUGGGAGCAACAGUGUUCUUCUUGAUUAAAUCCAGCAUGUGUGCGUGGACAUGGAUCUGCACAGGAGCAAGUUUGAUGACAAUGCAGUUCCUGAUCUUUGAAUACUGCUUUCACCAUCCUAUAAGAGUUCUGGAGAAAAUUGCGGGCACAGACAGUGAUAAUUGGUAUCAGUCUUUUGGAUUAUGGUUUCUCGGAAAUUGAAUUCAUGGACAUCAGAAUGCUGCUUCUUCAACCAGGAUGUAAAACUGUGUGGCUCUCAUUCUACCAUACAUGUAACUGAACUUUGACGUUUGCAAAUAAUUAGAUUCCUCUCAUGCAAUGUGGAGGGAGAGACAUGAAAAGAGUAUUAUUUAUAUUUUCUAUGUUGUCCGAGAACUA
This is a messenger RNA of Lycium ferocissimum, 1362 nucleotides long. RefSeq lists its product as uncharacterized. NCBI's taxonomy places the organism in Eukaryota, Viridiplantae, Streptophyta, Magnoliopsida, Solanales, Solanaceae. The record is from RefSeq and is a predicted model, not a curated record. The coding region runs from base 334 to 750 and encodes 138 amino acids. The transcript has 2 exons.